Messenger RNA from Alexandromys fortis (reed vole), 2939 nucleotides. It is a transcript of the gene CUNH10orf95, whose product is annotated as chromosome unknown C10orf95 homolog. Lineage: Eukaryota; Metazoa; Chordata; Mammalia; Rodentia; Cricetidae. Bases 710 to 1345 code for a protein of 211 amino acids. The record is from RefSeq and is a predicted model, not a curated record. The transcript has a single exon.
CGUAAAGCAGUGGAGAGAAUCUCUGUCCUGGACUGUUCUGGCUCUGCCAAAGGCUGGAGAAAAAUCCCGCUAGGCUAAAGGAGGCAAGUGAAUGGGAACAGCUAAAGGGAAAUCAUACCAGGGGCUGAGGGCUUGAAAAGCCUGGGUACCUGAGGGGUUGCUUGUUUGGGGACAGGGUCUCUCGUAGCCCAGGCUGCUCUCUAACAGAUUGACCCUGAAUUCCUGGUCUUCCUGCCUCUACUCCAAGAGUCCUGGGACUAUGGGCUGGAUCUGGUGGGAUCACACCCUGGGCUUUGGGCGUGUUAGGCACUCUAUUAACAGACCUACAUUCCCGGAGGAGAAGGUGUGGGGCUGGAAGCCUGACUCAGGAAAGGUUGCUGAAGGCCAUCAGUCAGACACGCUAGACCCAGGCCAUGAACCAGAGCCCGGGUCCAGCGACUUGUGGUGGUUGAGAAUUCUGUACCCAGCCGGACGCACGCCUUUAAUUCCAGCAUUUUUUAAUUCCAGCACUCGGUUGAUAGAGGCAGCAGGAUCUGUGUGAGUUCGAGGCCAGCCCCGGUCUAAAGAGCAAGUUCCAGGGCAGGCUUCAAAGCUACACUGAGAAACUCUGUCUCGAAAAACAAAGAAACAAACAAAAAAGAAUUGUGUAUCUGUCCACCAUCCACAGGUCUGGACCCAGUAAAAAUGCUUGCCUCCUGAGGUUCAGGUCAUGUACUCCUAUGCCUGCCUGCCGCCCAGGGAGGGCAUUUGGCCUCGGCUGCAGUCCCUCACCUACACCUACCUGCCCGCUCCCCUGCUGCUGCCGCCCAUCCAGACCCACAACUUCUGCAGCCGGCCGGCCGGGCUGAGCGCGGCCCCGCGUGAAUUCCACUGCUUCUACGGUGCGACCCUGGCUUCCACGCCGCCCUGGUGGCUCUUUCCGCGGCCGGGUGCCGCGACCCUUGGCCCGUCGUUCCCCGCGGCCGGCGUGCCUGCCCCAUCCCAGCCCGCGCCCAACGCCGAGGGCUGGGGACAGUGGCCCGAGGGCAGCAGCCUGCAGCUGCAGCUGCGCUGGGGACGCGUGGAGCGCACGCGGGGACCGCCCCUGCCACUGCCAGACGCGGUGCGACGCGAGCUGCGGCGCGUGUACGGCACCUACCCACGCACCGACGUGCGCGUCACCCGGCGCGGCAGCCAGUUCCUGCUGCAGGCCGCGCCGCGCGUGGGCGAGCCCGAGUACCAGGUGGCGAGGCGUGUAGUGCGCCGGCCGGCAGGCGGUGACGACGACGGGGAAGGCGGGGACAGCCGGGCCGCUCCCGAGGCGGUGCAGCGUGGCCGCCCCAAGAAGAAGCAAGGUCUGCGCUGAGCGCGCCUGCCGGCCCCGAGUAUGGUUUCUCUUGAGUGAAACCCGCUCGACGGUGCGGGAAAGGAGAGACGGUCUUGGGGUGAAAGCAGCACCUAGAUGCUUCUCCUCUCCGCCCUUAGCCGUCUGUGUGGGUCCCACUUGCCCUCCUCUCGCCCUUGCACCACAAGACCCCACUGUGUGCGCCACAGCAGCCCCCAGCUUGGGAAGGGAAGUAAAUAAGUGGUAGAAGUCUAGUGUUCACUGCGAGGUAGUUUUUUGUUGGUUUGUUUUUCAAGACAGGGUUUCUUUGUGUAGUUUUGCUGCCCUGGAACUCGCUCUGUAGACCAGGCUGACCUCGAACUCACAGACAUCCGCCUGCCUUGCCAUCCGGCUCCUUUUAACUGUUCGGAAGUUGGCAUUUUGCCAGCCUCUCCGCGGGUCCGCUGACCCGGGGCUUCAGCAGCAUCCCCGCAGUGCACACUCGAUGAUCUUCUAGACUCAUCUGCCUGGACUCACUCUCCCUAGGGUGGUUUUGAAGUGUGGGAGUAACUGGGAAAUGUCACUUGUGAGCUAGGUUUAGAGCUGGUUCUGACGUUUUCCUAGCCAUGUGUCUUCUCUGAGCCCCUCAACUAUCCCAUCUGUAAAACAUAUAAAAUUAGCUUACCUAGAUGUUCAAAGGAAUCUCAGUCAUUCUUUUACCCUUUUUAUUAUUCAUUGUUUUUAUUUUAUUUUAUUUUUGAGAUAGGGUUUCUUUGAAUAACCGUCUUUAGAUGUCCUGGAACUUGCUUUGUAGACCAGGCUGGCCUUGAACUCACAGAGAUCCGCCUGCCUCUGCCUCCAAAUGCUGGGAUUAAAGGCUUGUAUCACUAUGCCGGGUUUAUCCCAAUUCUUGUUAACAUUCUUUAGUUUCAUAAUAAAGAAGGUCUUGCUAUUAUUUCACCCUGGCUGACCUCAAACUGGCAGCAGUUUUCCUGCCCCAGCCUACUUGGGGGUUCCCAUAUAUAACGGGACCACACUUUACUAAUUUUUUUCCCUCAGAAAUGGAGCUGGGGGCUGGGUGGUGGCGGCGCUUGCUUUUAAUGCAGUAUUUUAGUAGUGGUGUUGAUGGGCUUGAAUGGAGAAACCUUUAAUCCUGGCACUCAGAAGCAGAGGUUUGCAGAUAUUGAUCUCUGUAAGUUCCAAACUAGAGCCAGGGCUACAUAGUAAAACUGCAAAACCUUAUCAGGUGUGUGUCUGUCUGUAUGUCUGUGGAUUGUGUAUGCAUGUCAGGGUAGGUUGUAGGCGUCCGAGGAGGCCCCACUCCUCAGCCCACUUUUUUUUUUAAUUAACUUAUUUUGAUUUACGUGCAUUGGUGUUUUGCCUGCAUAUAUGUCAGUGUGAGGCUGUCAGAUCUUGGAGUUACACAGUUGUUGGCUGCCAGGUGGGUCCCCACUCCCCUUGUUUUUUGAAACAGGGUUUCUCACUGGAACCUGGGGCUUACCACUACACUAGAACUAGUAGGAGCCAACCAUCUUCCUCUUUCCACACCCCAGUGCUGGGGGGGAUAGACAUGACCAGCAUGCCUGGCUUUUUACGUGGGUGUUGAAGUUGUAACUCAGGCCCUGUUGGUACACAC